CAAAAGCAAAAGUCGUGUCGAAACAUAGAACAAGUUUCAUGUUUUCUCCUCAUUACCGUUUUGUGGGUGGCAUAAUCGAUUGUGUCUAUGUGAUUAACCUAAAAAGUGUUGUUUUGUUUCCAUUGUCAAAGAAAAUGCCAAUUUUAGCAUUCAGAUCGGAUCCAUAAAUCAAAUUAAAUGCAUGCCGAAGGGGCAACAUGAAUUCAACUUAGCGAAGAGCCCAGGAAAAGUGCGAACCAACCGAAAUCCUUCAAAAUGGCCACUAAUAAUGUAGGAAUUGACUGGAUGGGCAGCUUAGGUGUUGGGGUUGUGGACUUCGAGUCCCCUUCAACGGCUAUUGCCGACCAAGGAACUUCUCCUGGGAUCAAUCAAUAUGAACAAAUGGACAGAGCAAAUACUAGUGCAACUUUGAAGAGGAACCCAAAAAUGGAGCUAUCAAAAAACGAUCUACUUAAAUUUGUUACUUAUUUUGAGGGAGAAAUACAAGCUAGAGAGAUAGCUAUUGCAGCCCUUAAGUCAGAAAAGUUGAAACAAGUAGUCAGUGUAGGAAGAUAUAGACCUGCUGUUAUGGCAGAUCCAUACACAGCAUUGCUCAGAGAUAGCAUAGCAGAUGGACCCACAGCUAAACCUCCAGUGAGUGAAAAAGACAUGGCACAGGCAGCUGAGCAGCAGCUACAGGCCCUAGAACAACUAGUUUUACAGCAACGCUGGGCCCACCAGCAUAUGAUCAACAUAUUGAAAGAAGCAGAAAAUAAACACAAGAAAGUAAUUCAAGAAUUGGAAGAAGAGAAAUGCAAGCAUGAACAUGAUACAGCUCAAGGUGAUGAUAUAACAUAUGGUUUAGAAAUGGAGAGGACUAGAUUGAGGCAGGAAUUAGAAAUGGAAAGAAAUGCUAGAAAGAAAUUGGAAAAAGAGGUGAAAAGACAAGUGGAAAUGGCAGAUGAGGAGAGAGCUAGGCAGAAACAAAUUGUUCUGCUGCUUCUUGCUGAAAGAAAGAAGAUAAUAGUGAAGUAUAUUGAAGAAAGAAAAAGAAGUGAAGAUUUAGCUCAGAUACUGUCAGAAGAAAAAUCCAGAAUUGAUACUAUGGCAGAGGGUUUGGAAGAAGAAAGCAAAAAGUCACUCCAGAUGGAAGCUGAAUUGGAAAAACAACUGCAUGUGUAUGAAAAUGACAAGAAAACUCUUAAAGCUCAAUUGGCAACAAAAGAUCUCAGGUGUCAAGAAUUAGAAGAUGAAUUGCAGAAAGUCAAAGCAGAAUGUGAACUAUUAAGAAGUAGAGCUAUACCUGGUGAUGGUGGAGCUUCCAUAAUAAGUAGUGUCACUAAAGUUGUCCAGCCUACAGCCACAGUUUCAAGUGUACCUGUUUCAGGACCCAGUAAGUACACAAUGUUGGAAUCAUAUUCAUUUCCUCCUGAUAUAGCAUGCCAAAGUUGGUUUGAUUGUAUUAUCAAUGCUAACAAAUUACUAUCAUUCAAAAUCUCAGUUGACUUGCACAGAAUGAUAUUUUCAGCAACUGGGAUUGCACAGUCUGUUAUGCCAGGGCAGGCCCUCAGGCAAACAGCAAUUGCCCCAUCACCAGCUUUGGCUGUAAAGGCCAAUACUCCACAGUCCGGUACUAGUCAGGGUGCAACGCAGGCCUCAACAAUGCGCACGCCCCCAAAAGCGGGUAACUUCCACACCCAAUUCCAGUCUCCGUCUGCCCCCCAAACGCCCCCCAAAAAGAGUGCCGCCACCAGAGGCAUCCCGCCACCGAUUCCCCCCAACAAACCUGUCAUUCCCACCAAAACUUCUGCGGCAGUCAGAAGGCCAGAUAGCGGGGAUGGUGACAAAAAAAAAGCACCGGUACCUCAGAAAGAUGGGGACCCGAUGAGAUCCGGCCAGGGGAUAGAUGUCUUAGGACAGGAAUUAGCUGAUUUUCAACAGGUGUUCGUGACGAUGGCAACUAGCAAUAAUACUUGAAGAAACCGAUGUUGUUUAUCUACUCCUUAGAAGAAUGAACACUGUUGAGAUUGUGAAUGCGUGAAAGUUUGUGAUUAGUUGAAAUUUUUAUUUAUUUUACUUAGGCAGUAAGUCUUAUCUUGAAUAGGUGACCAUUGUUGGAAUUUCUGAAUAUUGUUUGUGCUGAAAUUCUGAUUCCUUGUGAUUUUUUAUUCAGAACAUCAAUAUAUGAUGUGUAUAUUAUUUUUUAGAAAGGAAUAUAUAUAUAUAUAUUUUAUUUUUUGAAAUGUUUUUCAAAUGAUUUUAUUUUGUUCAAAAACUGCAAUUAUGGACUUGAAACAUUUUUAGGCUCUUAGAAUAACUAGGAUUAUGUUAUUUAAAUUUUUUCACUAUUUGAAUUGAUUUCAGUUAUGAAUGAGAGAAAAUAAAAGGAAACAAAAAAGGAAAUGUGUUAUUCCAACAA
Molecule: messenger RNA, 2398 nt
Organism: Phaedon cochleariae (mustard beetle)
Lineage: Eukaryota; Metazoa; Arthropoda; Insecta; Coleoptera; Chrysomelidae
Source: the annotation of a GenBank genome assembly